CUCCACACUCUCAAGUCUCAACACAGCAGCUACGUCGACUGAUCGGAGCUACACGAGACGCAAGCUGACACCGUCGGUACAUGCGUCUGCUCCACCGAUCUACCAUGGUCGGCGGAGCCUGCGGGGGCGGUAGGGCGCUCCGGAGAGUCGACAGCGCCCCGAGGCCGACGCUGUGCAGGAGCGACGCCAUGAAGAAGCAGAAGAAGAGGAGCAAGCGGUCCAGGCUCUCCGCCGCGCUGCGGGAGCUCAAGCUGGCCGCCAAGGCGAGGGACAAGGACGGCCUCCUGCAGAUCCUCGUCACCGGGCACCGCGCUAGCCGCGACGACGGCGCAGCCGGCGGAACAUCGACGGUGGCCGACACGGGUGCCGAACAGCACGCUCAGCCCUGGACGCAGGGAGGCGGCGCCGAUGCUGCCCCGAAAACCGGCGUCGAUCCACUUCUCGACUCCGGGAGGCCGGUGCCAUCCGGGGGAGCCCGCGGUCGGCGUUGCGCGAGCUGGGUGCUGGCCGCGGCGUUCGUGUUCGCCCUCGCGUGCGUGGUGGCGCUCGGGACGGCGCCGGCAAUCUGCUGCUGCACCUGCGCCGCCUGGCUGUGCGGCGGCCGCGCCGCCCAGGAGCAUGCAUCAGACUCAGCCUGCGCCGUCCUAAGGCUGAGGGGCUCCUGCCGUGGCCGCGCCACGAGAGCGAUAGUACAACCACAAGUCGGUAGUAGCACGCUGUACAAGGCAGAGGUCGCCGGUGGGUGA
Molecule: messenger RNA, 746 nt
Organism: Lolium rigidum
Lineage: Eukaryota; Viridiplantae; Streptophyta; Magnoliopsida; Poales; Poaceae
Exons: 1
Coding region: 81-746 (221 amino acids)
Source: RefSeq, a predicted model, not a curated record